AUGGCCGCGCUGGCUCGCAGCGUCCUUGUGACGGGCUCCAACCGCGGCAUUGGGCUGGAGCUCGUCAGGCAGCUGGCCGCCGGCCCACGACCCCCCCAGCACCUCUUUCCAGCCACCUGCCGUGACCCCGAGGGUCCGAGAGGGAAGGCCCUGCAAGAAUUAGCUGCUCAGCACCCCAACAUCAAACUGGUCCAGCUAGACACAGUGAACUUGCCCAGCAUCCAAAGGGCCGUGCAGACUGUGGGGUCUCAUCUGAAGGACCAGGGCUUGAACUUGCUCAUCAACAAUGCGGGUGUCAGCUCCCACGCCACACUGCGCUCCCUGGAUUCCCAGGAGAUGCUCUCAGUGUUUGCCACCAACGUGGUUGGACCACUCCAGGUUACUAAG
Molecule: messenger RNA, 387 nt
Organism: Merops nubicus (carmine bee-eater)
Lineage: Eukaryota; Metazoa; Chordata; Aves; Coraciiformes; Meropidae
Source: RefSeq, a predicted model, not a curated record